This is a messenger RNA of Rotaria sordida, 879 nucleotides long. The record is from the annotation of a GenBank genome assembly. NCBI's taxonomy places the organism in Eukaryota, Metazoa, Rotifera, Eurotatoria, Philodinida, Philodinidae.
AUGACUCUAUCAUGUAUUAUAUAUAUUCGUUGGUCAUCAAUCGCAAAAGAAACAUGGCAUCCACCAACGAGAGAUUGUCUCCAAGAAUGGAACAUGUAUUUGAAACUUGGCAUACCUGGUAUAAUAAUAAAUUUCAUUCAAUCCCUUGUUUAUGGUGGUUCAGUUUUACUAUCGAUCUUAUUUGGCACAGAUGCGGUAACAGCACAAGGUGUCGUCUUUCAUGUUGAUUUCUUUCUCUUUCUGAUUUCUCUUGCAUUUGCUAAUAGUUCUAUUAUUGUUAUUGGACGAUAUCUUGGAGCUCGACAGUAUGAUAAAGCAAAACAUGCUAAGAACAUCGUUUAUAGAACAGCAUUAAUUGCUAUUCUUCUUAUUCUUAUAUUUGGUUUUUCUCUUUGGUAUUGGAUUCCAUAUUUAUUUCAUACACCUGAAUCAGCUCUAAAACAAACAAGAAAUCUAUUAGCUAUUGUUAUCGGUUUUUGUGGACUUGAUUUUUAUCAUUUAUCACAAGCAAGUGUGCUUAAAGCGUGUGGUAAACAACAUUUCGAUGCUUUUGUUUCAUUUUUGACAUAUGUGAUUCUGGGAGUUCCAUCUGGAAUUAUUUUUAUUGUUGUAUUACAUCUUGAAAUGAUAGGUUAUUGGUCAGCUCUUCUUUUAUCACUCUUGAUCACGAAUACUGUCUAUUUUAUUUAUAUUCGAAAUAUCAAUUGGCAAGAACAAGCAGAAACAGCUCAACAACGUGUUUUGAGAAUGAAAGAAAUUAUCGUAAUUAAACAUGUUGAUAGAAUCGAUAGUCUACCAAAUGGAACAUCAUUGUGUUUCAAAAAAUCCUUUACAUGUUUAUAUGACCAUGCUGAAGAAGCGUCCCGAAUCAAAAAAUAG